GACUUGCGAGUCGGUUCGACCGGCUUACUAAAAAGAGCCGGUUCAAAGGAGUGAUUCGUUCACAAGUCGGACCUCGCUAUCUCUCAUAAACGAGUUUUGCUGAAGAAUAGUUUGGAGGAGCACGUGAUCUGAGGUGCCCUCUAUGUGAGCGCGCCUCGGAACGCAACAGCUGCACAGUGAGAGAUUUGCAAACAUUGAAAGCGCAGCUUUUUGGCCGGCUAACAAUUGGCUAACGCAGCUAACCAGAAUACGACUUAAUAUCCGAAGAACUUAUAUGUAUUUAACUCUGACACACGUAUCAUUCCAAAUACCUUCUAAUAACCGUGUCUGCUAUAGUAGCUUGAAUACCUGACGAGUGAACAUAUUGGUUCUGCCUGUCAGGACAUAAUUCCUUUUUGUGAAUCACAAGAUAUCUGAAGAGAUUUCACAUGUAAACGCCUACCAGUGGCAAGCCUCAACUACUUUGUGUGUAGUUCGUCAUGUCUCAUUAUAGGGGUACAGUGAAGCUUUCUGAGGAUAAUCUUUUUUGGAAUUUCAUUUGAAAACAGUGAGAAUCUUCUGAACCAAGUCUUUUACAUGAGAGCGACUUAUAGAACCAACAGUUUCAUAUUUUUUCUCAAGUAAAAGGGUGUUAAGUAAAGCCUUUGACAUGCCCACCCACCCUCUGAUUCCAUAUGUGGAAAGUCCUGAUGGGCUAGGCCAUGAUAUCUUGAACCACAGUAGUGCUACCAUGCCUGGGGCUGGCUCCAGUAUGACGCCCCAUGUCAUCCUGGCGGAGAAAGCAGAUGCGCAGGUGGCAGGCAGCCUGCCUCUGGACUGCAUGUUUUGUGAGGAAACCUUUCAGAGUGAAGAGGAGCUCGGUCCACACCUCUUCGCGCAGCAUCACACCACAUUCCACGCCCCGGCCGUGCUACGGGUGGAGGCUGAACUCUUAAGCCCUGGAGAGAAAGCCUGCUCCAAGGCAUGCCUACCCACCGAGCCUGAGGAGCAACUGGGUUGCAUAGUGUGCGGCCAGGCCACUGAAGAUGCGGCCAAACUAGAAGCUCAUAUGAGAAAGCACAAGGAUUCCUUCAUCUAUUGCUGUACCCUGUGUGGCCGGCGCUUCAAGGAGCCCUGGUUCUUGAAGAAUCACAUGCGAACCCAUGGAAAAUCUGGGGCCAAGAGUAAGAUUCAGGACAUUGAGUUGCCUGUCACCAUCAAUGACAUCAUCCAAGAACAUCCAGCAUCACCUGCAGUCACAGCGUACAAAAUGUGCAUGGUCUGCGGCUUCUUCUUCCUCAACAAAGAGGUGCUAGCUGAGCACAGUAAAGUGCACAGUCGAGAACCAGAGGUGAAUGAGGAGAGUGUCUCUGCUGACUGCCAGCCUGUUGUAGAGGCUCCUGCCUCUCAGGAAGGCUUCCUGCAGUGCCUUCAGCUGCAGCCAAGGUCCAGGGAGAAUGCAGUGCAGAACAGCCAGCCUGGCCGCUGGAUCUCGCAACUCGACCCUUUCAAUACCUACCAAGCCUGGCAACUGGCCACUAAAGGCAAGAUUGCUGUAGGCCCGAAUCUUAACAAGGAGCUCAAUGCAGACUCUAACUCAGACAACGAGGACUUCGGUUCUGAUAAAGAAGAGCUUGGCUCUAUCUGGGACUCAAGCAGCGGUGACAAGCCAGUGAGGAGGGGCCUUAGAAAUGAACUGAAGCCCAAAUUCAAUGGUGGAGAGACCCAUUUGCAAGAUCAGAAGAGUCUGAUGCGCAAAGAUAAGCCAACAGACUGUGAGGAGUGUGGGAAGACUUUCAGGACUUACCAUCAGCUAGUGCUGCACUCCAGAGUUCACAAGAGAGAAAGAGGUGGAGCAGAGAGCCCCACAACACCUGUGGAAGGAAGGGCUCCGAGCGUGGGCUCUGCUGGCAGUCCAUCACUGGACCAAGUGGAGGAGUGCUCUGAGGAUGGCUCUGAAGAAGGGGUACCUGGAGAAGUUUUUCAUUCAGAUAAAAGUGAAGAUGGCUCACACAAAAUGAAACUGAAAAUUCUUGCUCCAAGGAAAUGCUGUUACUGUGGCAAGACUUUCCGUUCCAACUAUUACCUCAAUAUUCAUCUCAGGACACACACAGGUGAAAAACCUUACAAAUGUGAAUACUGUGACUAUGCUGCAGCACAGAAAACCUCUCUGAGGUAUCAUCUGGACAGACGUCACAGAGACAAGCCUUUUACAGAGAUCCCCAACAUCCCCGUGAAGGGCCGAGAGUCUCCCAGGAAUGUGGAUGACAAGCAAGCUUCAAAAUCAUUUAAACAGUGGCCUGCUCCGAGCCCCGUUUCUGCCAUUAUCAAACAUGAAGCAGGGCCCAGCCAGCCAGGCAUUACCACUACCAGCUCUGUUGUCCGUGUCAAAGAGGAGUGUGGGAAUAUGUCUGCCACGACUCCUUAUACACCUCCUAGCGAGGCACACAUCAAAUGCCCUUUGCCCAUCAACCUUAAAGCUGAGGGGAAAGAGGCCUCAGAGGCACCAUUAAAUCUUUCCCUGAAAGCAUCUUUGUCCAUCUCUGCUACCUCAGUGCCUAGGAACAUGUUACUGACCAACUCAUGCACUUCCUGUGCUUAUGAAACCCUUUACCCUGAGGUCCUGCUCAUGCACAGGAAGCUUAUCCAUAAGGAAAACUUGGAUAUGAAGAAAAAUGGCUACAGGCCCCCCCUCAAGCCAAAACGGUACACCGGCUGCCCUCCAGCCCUUGAAGGCCGAGAUGUCACCCCUUUGCCUCACAUCAACAGAAAACACCCUCGCCGGACCAAGUCCCCACCACCCCAGUCGGGAAGGUCUGGGGAGAAGGUCCAGCCUUCUAAACCUCCUCAAAUGCCGAAGACUUCUCCUGCAAAGGAGCCUUGGAGAGACCCCCAGCACAGUACCCAGAGAAGCCGUGUUGCCGAAGGAGGUGCAGUCAUCCAGCCCAGGUUCUCAGACGUGGCGGUGGAAUCCAUCAGAAAAUUCAAUUCUCCUGUGACUGUGGACAGAGAACCGUCCACUCAGAAGCCUGGACCGGCUAGAACCAGCGUGAUCUGGCCCUCUGAGGCGGCCAGGCUGUGUCUUUCAGACCGCUUUAGGAGCUUGACACAAAUGGACUAUGGUGAGCCCUCCAGCAAGAGGCUAAAGCCUGCAGAGCCUCUUCAGGGCACUGGAAGGAUCGGGGACGAGUUCAGUAGACUCAUGCCCUCAGGCAGGAAUGUGAAAAGCGUGUUGCAAGGAAGCUUGCCCUUGGCUCCUGUCAGAGUGGCUCCUGCAGUGUCUGGCAGCAGCAUUGAGGCGGACUGGAAUGUGAUCAACCUCCUGCGCACCUACACACCCAGCGACCUGGCCUCACUCUACCAGCCCGCUGUGGCAGGCUCCAGCCACACUGCCGGGAAUUCACCCAGUGCUGGGAGCAGGCCCUUGCUCUUCCCUCAUUACUCCGCUAGCAUCAGUCAGAGGAGAAGUCACCCCAGCCUGCUGCCUAACAGCCGUUCGGCUCCUCCUGACGCCAGCUCUUAGAACUUGACAAUGGCUUGAGAUAUUUGGAUAAAACCACCGCAUCCGCUUCCACCAUGAUGAUGACGACGACGACUACUAGAAGAAAGGUUUAAGUUAAUGACAAACAAGAACAUGUAUUUGAAACAUGCUCACUCCAGACACUACUUCUAAAGGGACAGCCAUGUUACUUAUAUUGAGCGUGUGGUAAGGGGGAUUCAUCUGUUAUCUCGGCCUUGGCCAAGAAGCAGAGCGAACUUGGGAUCAGGCCUUGAACAGUGUUGUUUUCUUGUCAUAAUGUUCCAUUAUGUCAACAGCUUACAGAUGUGGUACCGCACUUAACACCAAACAUGACUUAUCAUGCACUCCUGCUUACUCUACAUGGCCGUUGACUCUUGAAUCAACUGUGUUCAAAAUCAGAUGCUUCGGGGCAGUGCUUUGAUUGCCGGAAAUCUUGAACUAACAAGUGCCUCUUAUACUUGAUCGGAAUGCUGUUACACAAAGGUAGCGUAGACCAAAUAAACUAAGGGGAACUUGACCCAGGUUCGGUUCAGACAGAUAAAAAGUAUGUUUUGUACAUGUUAAAUGAGACAUUUCUAUUUCUAUUUACACUGUGCAGGAAAAAAAUACAUAGAUCUACUUUAUAUUGUGCAGCUUCUGAGAGUUUUUGAUCUUGCAAUUAAAAUGUUUUGGUUUUUUCCAUUGGUGCAAACGAAAGCUGCUGUGUUUUUGUCUCGGAACUGAGACGCAUGAAACAAUGGUGACGUACUGUGUACAUUUAUUUUUCUUCCGUAUUGGGACGACAAAUGCAGGCAUUGUACGGAACCUCUUUACUGUGACAAAACCAGAUGUGCCAUCCUCAGGUCUGAUGGACAAAUAGAACUGUGACUUAGUCUUGCCUUAGUUGUGUGCUAAGCCAGCUCUGUGUGUAGGACUUUCUUUUGGUUUGAUGUUACAUUCUCACAUACCUGAAUGUUCUAUUUGU
Colossoma macropomum (tambaqui) is the source of this 4463-nucleotide messenger RNA. RefSeq names its product zinc finger protein 217 (gene znf217). Gene Ontology annotation, molecular function: DNA-binding transcription factor activity, RNA polymerase II-specific; RNA polymerase II cis-regulatory region sequence-specific DNA binding. The record is from RefSeq and is a predicted model, not a curated record. The transcript is spliced from 6 exons. Gene Ontology annotation, cellular component: nucleus. NCBI's taxonomy places the organism in Eukaryota, Metazoa, Chordata, Actinopteri, Characiformes, Serrasalmidae. Bases 650 to 3502 code for a protein of 950 amino acids. Gene Ontology annotation, biological process: regulation of DNA-templated transcription.